AUGAUUACUGAUGUUCUUAAGACAAAGUCUGAUAUACCAGUAAACUCUGACGCUCCAAACUCUGCUUCUCCUCCAAAGCAAAAGAAAAGAAGAAGGCUUGUUGCAGCAUAUGACUUUGAUGAUCUUGAACCUGCACAAGAUGUAAACUCUGAACCUACACCUACACCAACCAAUGAACCUGCUCAGUCUAGUCCUCAACAAAAACCAGCUAGAUUCAAAAGAAGGGCACACAAGCCAAAGAGAGCCAAGAUUCCAGAAUCUGAAAUUACUGAUUUCACUAUCCAAGAAGAGCAAACACCAUCAAGUCCAAUUCCUGUUGAUCCUUCUCAAGCUCUGAUGGUGGAACCUCUUCAAGCUGUUCCUAUCACUGAUGCCACACCAUUAUCUCCUACAACAUCUCCUAAAGCAUCUCCUACAGCAUCUGCAGUAGAUGAAGAGAUCAGGUGUGAUGAACCAGUUACUGCUGCAGCUGGAGCAACUCAGUCUGAUUGUCAAACUCCACUAUCUGAUCAUGGUCAAAUUCCUCAAUCUCCAAUGAAAAUUCCUAAGGAUGCCAUUGUUCAUGAUACAGCUCCAGAGAACUACAAGUCUGAUGCAGUUGAGGAAAGUGACAAAGUAGCUGUGGAAGCUUUACAAUCUCUGGCUCAGACUGGUGAAGAGCCCAUCAAGUCACAGUCUGAAGAUAAAGGAAAAUCUGCUCAGGAUAAUGUGGAGAAAGUUGCAGAUCCUGUUCCUGCAGAUGAAAAAGCAAACUCUGAUACUGAGGAUGAUACCAGUUCAGAUACUGACAAGGAUGACAAUGCUGAAAUCCCUUUGACACAACAGAAAUGGGAGUCUACUAGCCAGUUCAAUGCAAGAUUCUGUCAGCUCAUAUUCUCUUAUUGCUUUCCUGAUGUGCCCAUUCCUGAAACUGGUAAUGAAUUACCUUUUAAGAUCACCAAACGUGCUUUUACUGAUCUUAUUAAGAAGGAUAGCAAGAAACCACAGGUCCCGGUAUUUGCCAUUCCUGUGACGGUACAGGAUAAGUUAAGAGUGGCUUUACCUGAUAAGUAUACAGCUUUAUUCUCUGAUGAGAAUAUACCACAGCCUUCACCUUCUACUGUUGAUCCAGAACAAGUCCCAACCUCUUGUCCUUCUCAAAAGGGGCCAGUUGUAAAAUCUACUCACACACUACCCUCUGGUUCUUCCCAACAAGGGCCAGUUGCAAAAUAUUCACCAAAGAGGAUUCUCAGGUCCACUAAAUCUCCAACCAAACCCUCCCCUCCUCCCAGAAAAAGAAGAUUUCUGCAGAAAAUAUCAGACUCUGAAUCUGAUGAAGCACCUCCACCUCCUCCACCAGCAAAGAAACAGAGAAAGAAAAUCAAGCCAACCACAAUUACUGAUCUGACUGUUGAGCCACUUCAGUCAGAAGAUCCAACACAGGCUUUGAUCCCAUUCUCUGAUCAACCCUCUAGUGCAGAGCCUGUUAUGAUUGAACCCAUCACAGCAAUUCCACUUGACACAAUAGCAGCUGACACACAAAUGUCAGAAUCAUUCUCUGAGCACAAUGAUCAACCAACAAUGACAAAAUCUGAUGAAGGGUUGAAGUUGAAUCAGGAAUCUCUGAUUCAACAUGAACAUAUCAUUGCAGCUGAUACUCUUGUGUCAGAAAUAGCUUCUGAUGUCCCCAAUCAAUCAGAAGAUGCACAGAUAGAGAUGGUCUUGCAAAUGAUUCAGGAUUCUCUGCUUCAACCUGAAGCUAUUGUUGCAGCUCCUGCUCAGGAGAUUACUGAAGCUGCAAACUCUGAUGCAGCUACUGAAGCUCUAGAAUCUCAUACUCUGAGCAUCUUUGCUGAUGAUAUUGAUGAUGAUGGUGCAACAGAGGUCACAUCCACUCCCAUCCAGACACCUGGUCUUCACCUCUCAAUCUCUGAGCCAGUGAGAGACAAUACAACUGAAAGGGCUGAUUCUCAAAUUAAAGUACUAUCACCUGUCAAAGAAUCUUCUCCUAUCAGAGCUCUCACAGUUCCAAGCUCUCCACUUCCAUUCUCUGUGCCUGGCAGAAGAAAAGUCUGCAAUUUAACUUAUUAUCAAAGGAUGGGCAGAGCUACACCUCCUUCUAUUGAGGACAGACUCACUUCCAUUGAAGCCACUCAAAUGUCUAUGCAGCAUACUCUGACUGAUUUGAGCUCCUCUGUAGCUCAGCUGGUUCAAGCUCUUACCUCUGAUAAUGUCAAAAAGGGGGAGAAAGUGCUUAAAGACAAAUGCAAAAAUGACCAGUUAUUAAUAAGAAAAAAGUCAGAUGAUGAUGAUGAAGAGGAAAAGAAGGAAGCUGUUAAUGAAGACAAAUCCAUUAAGCAGUUGGUACAGGUCAGGAGCAAUAAGGAUGCAGUCUCUGAAAGACCCAGAGAAUCAAAACAGAAGCACCAGUCUAUGGAACUGACUGUUAUGUCUCAAGCUCAGAACAUAAGUAAAGCAGUCAGAGAUUCAGAUGUCAUAUCCAAAGAAAUAGCUCUUGUAAAUUCUGAGGUUGAAAAACAGAAAGAAGUUCAAAUUUCUGGAGCUGAUAAGCUGAUUGAAGCUGGAGACCCUGAGUCUCAGAAGUUCUGUCAAACUCUAAAGUUCAGAGGCAGAGAAACCACUCUUUUCUACAAAUCUCCUUCCUUGCAAGCAAUUGAUGAAGCCAUGGCAAGGAAAAUAUUUGAAAAGGAGAAUCCAGGAGUUGAUAUAGAAGCUAUCAGACUUGAGGAAGAAAGACUGGCUGCUGAGAAGAAGAAGAUCAGCAAGACAAAACCAAGAACCAGGUCUCAAACUCAAUCUGAGUCUGAUGCAGUAGAUAAAGGGAAGAAACCUGUUGAUGGAGUUCCUUCAGUUCCUCCUGUGAUAAAGAGAUCAGUGAUCAAGAUAGCAUCAGAGAAUCCUUCUCAGAGGAUGUUAAAGCUAAGCAGAAAUGCAAAUAUAAUUACUAAUGUAUCUGAUCAAGUGGAAGAAAAGGAAGCUGGUUUAACCAGAAAAAGAAAAGGUGAUAGCAACCCAAUCUCUGAUAUGACUUUAACCACUAACAAUGCUCAAGUUAAAGUUUCAGCAACAGAAGAGAAAGUUGAAGACAAUAAAGCCUCGAGAUGGUCUGAUCUGAUGAAGAGGACAAUCAGUGAAAAGAGAAGAUUUUAUGGAGUAAAGUCUAAUGAGGAAUACAUUUCACAAAUAGCUCAAGAUGAUGGUUCUGAAAUUAGCAUGGAAAAGAAUAGCUCUGUGAUGGAGACUAUUGCAAAUACCAGAAUCUUGGGUUAUAACAAUGAAGCAGACAGGCCAAGAGUAAUACAGCUUGGAGAGGCAAUGCAGAGAAGCAAAGUGAAUGCUUUGAGAGCAGCUAUCUAUAAAACUGGGGAUGAAACUGAAGAACUCAGAAAUGUCAAAGCUCAGAUGAUCCAGACUUUGAAGCUGAAGGAAGAAAAUCUGAUCAACCAGUUUGUCAGAGAAAGCUAUGGAUAUAGGUUGAUUUGA
Daucus carota subsp. sativus is the source of this 3483-nucleotide messenger RNA. RefSeq lists its product as uncharacterized. The transcript is spliced from 5 exons. The record is from RefSeq and is a predicted model, not a curated record. NCBI's taxonomy places the organism in Eukaryota, Viridiplantae, Streptophyta, Magnoliopsida, Apiales, Apiaceae. Bases 1 to 3483 code for a protein of 1160 amino acids.